GCCAUUUCCUUUUAUUCCUCGAUUCUAAGUCGCAACUAUAAGAAGGAAUAAAAACCACCGUGGUUCCAGCUUCCGCAAUUCACUGUAUUCAAGAACCUCCCAAAACUCCUGCAAAACCCUAACAUUGAAACACAAACACUCAAAGAUUGUCAUGAAUCCCCUCCAUAUGCAUGAUUAAAGAGGCUCUUCAAUUCUUCUCCCACCAUUUGAAGAGAAAUACUUCUCCCCACUCUACCACUUUGAACAAGUACUUGCACUGCCUCUCUCGCUCCAGCUGCAGUGAUCUCUCUCUUAAGCUUCUCCUCUACUUCAUUUCCAAAGGGUACACUCCUCAUCCUUUUUCUGUCAAUUCAGUUAUCUCAUAUUUGUGCAAUCUGGGCCAUCUUAAUUCUGCCCAGAACCUGGCGAAUUCACUUUUUCGCCUUGGUUUUUCCCUGGAUAUAGUCACCUAUACUGCCCUCAUUGAUGGGCAUUUGCGUAAUUCGGACGUUGCUAAUGCUUGUUUGACAAUGAAGGAAAUUGUUUGUAAUGAUAAUAUUGUGCCUGAUGUGGUUACUUUUAAUGUGCUAUUUAGAAGGUUUUCCAAGGAUGGAAUGGUAAAAGAGUUGCUUGCUUACAUGAGUUUGAUGUGGAAAGUUUGCAUGCCUAAUGAUGUUACUUACUGUAAUUUGAUUGAUAUGUAUUGUAAGAUGGGUGAUUUGGAUAUGGGUCUUAGGGUGUUCAAGGACAUGACAAAAGGUGGGGUUUUGCCCAAAUUUCUUGUCUUUACUUCCUUGAUUGAUGCGUAUUGUAGGGUUGGUGAUUUGGAAGUGGCAUUUAAUUUGUACAAGGAUAUGCACGCGUGUUCAGUUUUGCCGAAUGUGGUUACUUAUGUGGCUUUGAUUGACGGGUUCUGCAAGCAGGGGAUGUUGCAGAGGGCUGAGCAUUUAUUUAGGAAAAUGUUGAAAGAUGGGCUGUUACCUAAUUCUGUUGUUUAUACUUUGAUUAUUGAUGGGCAUUUUAAGAGAGGCAAUGUGGAUAGGGCGCUUGAGUAUUUAUCUGAGAUGCUUGCUAGGGGCAUUAGACUUGAUAUAGUGACUUAUGGGGCUCUUAUACAAGGGCUUUGUGCUGGGAAUAAACUGGAAAGCGCAGUUGAGGUUAAGGAACAUAUGGUGAAGAACAGAUUGGCACCUGAUAAUAUCAUAUUUUCUACACUUAUGCGUGCAUAUUUCAAGGCAGGGAAUUUGAAAGCAGCACUAGAUGAGUACAAGGAAUCGUUAGCACAAGGGUUUGAGCCUGACAUUGUGACUCUAACAACAUUGAUAGAUGGCCUCUGCAAGCAUGGGCAUCUGAAUGAGGCAAAAGGACAUUUCAGUAAAAGUAAAGCUAAUGAAGUUGUAUACAGUGCUCUUAUUGAUGGCAUGUGCAAAGAAGGAGAAUUUAGUCAAGUUCAGAUGCUUUGCAAGGAUAUGGCAGAGGCAGGCAUUGUUCCUGACAAGUAUAUUUAUACCUCUUGGAUUGCAGGGUUAUGCAAGCAAGGGGAUUUGGUUGAAGCUUUCAGGCUCAAGAACAAGAUGAUUAAAGAGGGCAUUAUUCCUGAUUUGUUGACCUAUAGCUCUUUGAUUUUUGGGUUGACAAAUAAAGGCCUCAUGAUUGAAGCAAAGCAAGUCUUUAAUGACAUGUUGGAGAAAGGAAUAACUCCUGAUUAUGUAGUUUAUGAUAUCCUAGUUAGAGGAUACACUGUGCAGGAUGACACUGUUAGGAUUUCACAAUUGCAGGAUGAGAUGACAAAGAGAGGUCUUAUCAAGGAAACAACUGAUGUGGACAUUAGAAAGCUAUAAUUUUUUUUUAUGGCAAUUGCUAACUUGCAUUUGUCAAAUGAAAGCUCAUCUUGGAGCUUCCUUUGGAACAAUUUUAAUAGAUUAUGUGGGAGUCUUAUGCUUCUGAUCAAGAUAUCCACAUGAAAAGAGGUGAAAGGCAUUUUUGUACACAUGAAUUCUGGAAAAGGCAAUUACUUGGCCUUGCAACUUCUUGUGUACACUAUUUUUGAAAGGCAUUUUUUUACAAAUGAAUUCUGGAUAGCAAUUACUCGCCUGUACAACUUCAUAUGUACACUACUAUUGCCAUUUAGUUAUCCAUGUUGUAAGUUGUAACCAAUAUGCUACAGAAGUCAAAAAAGUUUCCUUUUCAAUUCGGCAGUACCCAAACUUGCAUAUUAUUCUCACGUGACUCUUUUAACACAAAUACGUGGCCACUGCUACAACUAUUCCAGUAACUCGUUCAAUACUGAGAUGAGUGGGAACUUCCCUAAAUCAUGCCGCCAUCUUCAAAAUUCGUUGGUAAUCCACUGAUCUAUACACAGUGAUACUCGCUACUUCUCACCACAGCUUCAAAUAGUAAUGCUGUUGCCCACUUAAAUGAGUUCCAAAUUACCCUAAAUUUUGGUGUGAAAUAUUCUUGUCUGCGUGCAUGACGAGGAACUUCAUGACAUCUCUAGGAACUCUCAAAGUAAGACAGGAUGUUUUUAGCUAUUUGAGGGUAUGGCUUUAAUUGUCAUUAAGAGAAGUAGCAAUGAUUGAAGGGAAGCUUGAAGAGCUUUCUUCGCACCAGCAGCUUAUGUAGUAGUCUGCCUUACUUAUACACAAAUAUCGACCAGGAUAACCGAUGCGGUAUGAGGUUCUUAUAGACCCGUUACAUAUAUUUUGCUUAAGUCAAAUAAGCCUUAUUUUUGAACUACUGGAAUGUGACUUGAUCUAUGAAUGGUAGUGUUCAAGUUUUUUUCCCUUGAACUGAUUGGCUAUUAGCAGCCAGUUGAUCUAUUAGAAGGUAACAAUGUGCCCCCCUCAAAGCAAGGUAACAAUAGUCAUUUGGGGGGAAAGAAUGGAAAAA
This is a messenger RNA of Olea europaea var. sylvestris, 2868 nucleotides long. Its product is annotated as pentatricopeptide repeat-containing protein At2g01740. The transcript has 4 exons. NCBI's taxonomy places the organism in Eukaryota, Viridiplantae, Streptophyta, Magnoliopsida, Lamiales, Oleaceae. The record is from RefSeq and is a predicted model, not a curated record. Bases 171 to 1820 code for a protein of 549 amino acids. Gene Ontology annotation, molecular function: protein binding.